AUGAAGGAGUGUCCUAAUAAGCGUGUAUUGAUCAUUCGUGAAGACGGCGAGUAUGACUCUGCUAGUGAUUUUGAUGAAGACACAUAUGCCUUGCUUGCUGCACAUGAAGAUGAUGACACAAGACCAGAGCAAGAGGAAGAACAUGUGACCGCCGACGACGCCGAUAAGCACAUGAGUCUUAUAUCACAUCGUGUACUUAGUGCUCAGAUUGUCAAAGCAAAGAAGGAUCAACGUCACAACCUAUUCCACAUCAAAGGAGUCGUCAAGGAGCGUUCCGUUCGCAUAAUCAUUGAUGGAGGGAUCUGUAACAAUUUAGCAAGCAUUGACAUGGUGGAGAAGCUCUCCCUACCUUCCCGACAACAUCCACAACCUUACUACAUUCAAUGGUUUAAUGAUGGUGGAAAAGUAAAGACCUCCUCGUCGCGCGCAUCCUCGCCCACUCCGUCGCCGCGCGCCCACACGCGCGUCGCCACGCCCUUCGCCAACGAGAACCAGCCCCCGCUCGUCCCGCCCUCCACCCGCAGGCGAGCCGUGCAGAAGCUGUUCGGCGAAAUCGGCGCCAACCCGCGGGCCUCCGUCUCCUCCUCCGCCGCCGGCGCCCCGCCCCCCAGGCUCCUGCCCCGCGCGUCCAGCGGGCCGGCCCCGUCCACGGGGCGCAGGGGCUACCCACGCCCCCCCACGCCCGCGCGCGCCUCAUCCUGCCCCUCCUCCGCGGACGACGCCGCGUCCUGCAGCUCCACGGACACCUCCUCCACCCUGACCGACUGCUCCGAGCCUGAUGGGAUCCUGGUGCCCGCCGCGCCCUGCGAGAGCCCGCCGCUGCUCGGCCCGGCGUCCUGCCGCGGCGGGCGCCUGUCGUCGGAGCUCCGGUCGUCGGUUCCUGAGUCGGGCGGGUCCACGCGCGGGGCGGCCAUCCCGCUGUGCCACCGAUCGCUUAAUUCGGCUCUCUCGAGCUGCCCGGCUCCGGCGGCGAAGGUGAUGGCGGCGCCAAGGCCACCGCAUCCACAUGGGACGAAACUAGCGGAGAUGAAGAAGGCGGCGGUCAUUGGGGGGAGAAAGGUUGCCGGGAAGCAGGAGGACGUGCACCAGCUGCGGCUGCUGGACAACCGCUACGUUCAGUACAGGUUUCUGAACGCCCGGGGGGCAGAGGCGGCCAGGGCCAAGGCUGCUGCGGCGGAGAACUCCCUGUUCGGACUGGCUGAGAGAAUUGCUGGGCUACGAGAAUCAGUCGCUGAUAAGAGGGCAGAGGCUGAGAAGAUCAAGAGGGAUCAGAGAUUGUGCUCAAUUUUUGGUGGUCAGGUGCCGUAUUUGGAUCGAUGGAGUGAUGUUGAGGAGGAUUAUUCCAGCUGCUUGACAGGGGCAACAUCUGCGCUGCAUAACGCCUCACUAAGGCUGCCUAUAAUUGGGGGUGUUAGGGCAAACUAUGAGGAAAUCUCGGAAGUUCUUAACUCUGCUGCGCAACUACUGGAGCCGGCGUCGCCUCUUGUUCGAAAUUUAUUACCAAAGGUUGAAGAAGUUGAUGGUGUGGCCUCCAAACUUGCACAAAUAAUCACUAGUGAAAGGGACUUGAUAGAAGAGUGUGGGAAUCUACUAAAUCAAGCACACCAUAUGCAGAUGAGGGAGUACAGCUUGAGAAGCCAGCUGCUGCAGUUGAGAAGUUGAAGUGAAAGCGGAGGAAGCGCAGAAAAUGAACACGACACCAAGUCAUAUCUUCCGACCAGUGGAGCUAAUUGUGCUCACCACUGGAAACAUCUUCCAGUAGGAGGGAGAGGUGGCCUGAUGAUCAUACAAAGUAAAAGGCAGAAGUAUCCUUCUGCUCUUUUUUUUGUUGGCGGGAAGAAGUCCUUCUGCUGAUCAAGAAUUCCUGAUUCUUUGUGGUAUAUAUGGUGUUUUUGUCUUUGGCCUCUCGUUUCUGUUAUCCUUGUGUAGCCAUGGAAAGAAUAAACUGAUAGAAGCAUUGCCCUUUACAUAAUCAAAAUUCGUUGAUUC
Triticum dicoccoides is the source of this 1989-nucleotide messenger RNA. RefSeq names its product protein ENDOSPERM DEFECTIVE 1-like. Gene Ontology annotation, molecular function: microtubule binding. The transcript has 7 exons. The record is from RefSeq and is a predicted model, not a curated record. Lineage: Eukaryota; Viridiplantae; Streptophyta; Magnoliopsida; Poales; Poaceae. Gene Ontology annotation, cellular component: cytoplasm; nuclear microtubule. Gene Ontology annotation, biological process: spindle assembly. The coding region runs from base 1 to 1662 and encodes 553 amino acids.